Messenger RNA from Prionailurus viverrinus (fishing cat), 698 nucleotides. RefSeq names its product frataxin (gene FXN). Gene Ontology annotation, molecular function: 2 iron, 2 sulfur cluster binding; ferrous iron binding; ferroxidase activity. Gene Ontology annotation, biological process: intracellular iron ion homeostasis; iron incorporation into metallo-sulfur cluster. Gene Ontology annotation, cellular component: mitochondrion. The coding region runs from base 1 to 636 and encodes 211 amino acids. The transcript has 5 exons. Lineage: Eukaryota; Metazoa; Chordata; Mammalia; Carnivora; Felidae. The record is from RefSeq and is a predicted model, not a curated record.
AUGUGGACGCUCGGGCGCCGCGCCGCCGCCUGCCUCCUGGCCCGCUCGGCGCCCGGGGGCUCAGCCCGGGCCCGCGCGGGGGCCCCGGAGCCGAAGAGGGACGCCCCGCUCUACGGCCGCCGGGGUCUGAGAGUCCGGACGGCCGCAGCCCACGUACCCAGCCACGCUAGUUUGUGCGGCCACCGCCUCGGUCAGACUGUGAAGGUCAAAAAGCAGAGUGUCUGUCUGAUGAACAUGAGGACAGCGGGGACUUUGGGCGACCCUGGCUCUCUGGAUGAGACCACCUAUGAAAGACUGGCAGAGAGGACACUGGACUCCUUAGCAGAGUUUUUUGAAGACCUCGCAGACAAACCUUACACACUGAAAGACUAUGAUGUCUCAUUUGGGAGUGGUGUUUUAACAGUUAAACUGGGUGGAGAUCUAGGAACCUACGUGAUCAACAAGCAGACCCCAAACAAGCAGAUCUGGCUGUCUUCACCAUCCAGUGGGCCGAAGCGCUACGACUGGACCGGGGAGAGCUGGGUGUAUGCCCACGAUGGCGUGUCCCUCCACCAACUGCUGACCACCGAGCUGACGGAAGCCUUGAAAACCGAAUUGGACUUAUCUUCUCUGGCCUAUUCCGGGAAAGGCACCUGACGCCCAGCCCAAUUCCAAAGACAUUAAAAGCUGUGAUGCCCAGACCCCUCCUUCGUCCUGCA